Myotis myotis is the source of this 5049-nucleotide messenger RNA. RefSeq names its product transmembrane 131 like (gene TMEM131L). Gene Ontology annotation, cellular component: membrane. NCBI's taxonomy places the organism in Eukaryota, Metazoa, Chordata, Mammalia, Chiroptera, Vespertilionidae. The record is from RefSeq and is a predicted model, not a curated record. The transcript has 27 exons. The coding region runs from base 1084 to 5001 and encodes 1305 amino acids.
AUCUCUUCAGGUUUUCACGGUAAUAUAUUAUGAUUAACCUGCGUCAUCAUUCUACAACAUUUACUUAUAGAUCGUGUCAUCACACUCCAACACAAAGAGCUGCGGCUUUCAACCUUAUUAAGCGAUUGUAAUAGUAACUGGUUCUCAAUUUGCAGCUGUGAGUAAAUUUUUGGAGUAAAUUUAGGGGCAAAAGCAAACUAGUCUAAGUUUCCUUGGGAAUCAUUCUCCUUGGCAUUCUGGGCACAAUGACCUAAUAUAAAGAUCCACACAGUGUUGGGAGUUUUGUGCCUCUUGUUCCAGUUUUACUGAUUUGCAGAAGCUCAGUUGACCAAAUCCUGCUGUUUUGUAUUUUUUUAGUAGUUGAUGGGAUACUGGUUGUUCCUUGAUGCCUGACAAGUUAGAGCAAUAGGAAUUUCAGUGUUUGUUCUAUGAAUUUUAUUUUUGAAAACAGCUCUACCUACCAGAAAUAACCUAGUUCAUCAGUUUAAGUUUCUAGGAAGUUUUGUUGGAGACACAUAUUAUGGGAUGCAUGAGAUUUAUAAUGUAGGACUGGCUGUCAUCCAUUGGUUGUCAAGACUGUUCUGGUACACGUGUGUGUGUGUGUGUGUGUGUGUGUGUGUGUGUAUGUGUGUGUACACCCACACACUCACAUACAUAUUCAGAGAAAGAAAUGGCUCCAAAAUAUAGUUUGAUAUUGGCAGCCUAUUGUUGUUCAAACAACGCUUGAGAAUUGAUUAUAGGAAUAAUUCAGCAGGAGAGCUUCCCUGUCUCCAUGUUGCAAGCUUUUGGUGAUUCUCAGAACGGCCAGGUAGACAUCAAAGUAGAGAAGACUCCUGCCCCAUAGGGAGCACGUCUGUUGGUGAGGCUUGGAAGGAAGGCUCUGGUUUGAGACCCCAGGGUUUUAUUUCCCCCAAGUACGGUUGCCUAAAUAAGGAAACGAGGGGCUGACUAAUCACCAGGAGAGCAAAGCCAUAUUUGCAGCUGUCCAGGCAGUUGGCUGCAGCCAGAGGAGCAGUGCCCCGACCCUACACUCAGCAUUUGUUUAUCAUUUACAGAGGCUGUGCUGAUGAUUCGGCCGUAAAUAUGUAUAUAUUACAUUCAGGAAACAGCCUUAUAUGGAUACAGGAUGUCCAUCAUUUCUCACAGAGAGACGCUCUGUCUCUGCAGUUUGAACCGGUGCUCCUACCUUCCUCUACAACGAACUUUACAAAAAUUGCCUCUUUUACUUGCAAAGCUCCAUCAUGUGAUAGUGCCGUGAAAGAAGUCACGAAGAAAACGAACAACACUCCGACACUAACAGCUUGCCUCUCCUCUCCGGUGGUCCCAGGGUACUUUAGAAUGGACUCUUCUGCGGCCCAGUUCCACUUGGAGACCCAUGAGAACACUUCGGGUGUUUGGACAAUGUGGUACCUCAACCAUUUUGACCGCAGUGUCGUAUUAAACGAUGUGUUUGUCUCCAAGGAGGCCAAGCACUUUUUGAAGAUUCUGAAUUUCACUGGCCCUUUAUUUCUACCUCCAGGCUGUUGGAAUAUAUUUUCUUUGAAAGUUGCUGUUAAAAACAUUGCCAUAAAUCUAUUCACCAAUGUAUUUUUGACUACAAACAUAGGUGCUAUGUUUGCUAUACCUCUACAGAUUUACUCUGCACCGACCAAGGAAGGGAGUCUGGGUUUUGAAGUGAUAGCACAUUGUGGCAUGCAUUAUUUCAUGGGAAAAUCAAAAGCAGAAAAUCCUCAUUGGGAAGGGAGCCUUUCUCUGGAUCAGUCUACCUGGGAUGUGGAUUUUGAACUUGCAAAUAAAUUGUAUGAAAGAUGGAAGAAAUUUAAAAACAGUGAUGUCUGCAAGAGGAAUGUUUUAGGAAUGACGCGGUUUGCCCCCUUGAAGAAAUCCAAGGAGUCAGAAUCCUUUGUUUUCUUUCUGCCUCGUUUGGUCACAGAGCCAGGCCUCGUGUUGAACUUCAGCGCAACUGCCCUUAGGAACAGCGUGGUGAAGUACUUCGUGGUGCAGAACCCGUCCUCUCUGCCGGCGUCCUUGCAGCUGCUGCCUCUCUCCUUGUACCCUAAGCCCGAGGCUGCCGUGCGUCUGCUCCACAAAUGGUUUGGCGCCGACAUGCAGACGAUUAAUUUCACAACUGGUGAAUUCCAGCUCACCAAAGCUUGCCCUUCCCGGGGUAUGCAUUCUGAGGGAUCCAGGUUUGGCAGCCUCCACUUCCAUUUGCAGCCUCUGGCACAGAAAAGGGUCGGUGUAGUUUUCACGCCAGCUGACUAUGGAAAAGUCACCUCACUCAUUCUAAUUCGGAAUAACUUGACUGUUAUCGACAUGAUUGCCGUGGAAGGAUUUGGAGCGCGAGAGUUGCUGAAAGUGGGCGGGAGACUGCCUGGCCCAGGAGGCUCGCUCCGAUUUAAGGUGCCCGAGUCCACGCUGAUGGACUGCCGGCGACAACUGAAAGACAGCAAGCAAAUUUUAUCUAUUACAAAGAACUUCAAAGUUGAGAAUAUCGGACCACUUCCUAUAACUGUGACGUCUCUGAAAAUCAAUGGGUAUAAUUGCCAAGGCUAUGGAUUCGAAGUGCUAGAUUGCCAUCAGUUUUCCCUGCCCCCAAACACAUCUCGAGAUAUCAGCAUUGUGUUUACUCCAGACUUUACCUCUUCCUGGGUCAUUCGUGAGCUGACUCUCGUCACUGCGGCUGACCUAGAGUUUCGCUUCACUCUCAAUGUGACCCUCCCUCAUCACCUGUUGCCUUUGUGUGCCGACGUGGUUCCAGGGCCCAGCUGGGAGGAGUCAUUUUGGAGGCUUACGGUCUUCUUUGUCAGUUUGUCCCUGCUAGGUGUGAUUUUAAUAGCCUUCCAGCAAGCACAGUACAUCCUUAUGGAGUUCAUGAAAACAAGACAGAGGCAGAAUGCGGGCUCCUCUUCGCCGCAGAACAACAGUCCGAUAGAGGGUAUCGGCUCCCAUUCGCACAAAAGCAAUUGCAAGAACUUUCUCGAUACCUACGGCCCCUCUGACAAAGGCAGAGGGAAAAGCUGCCUCCCGGUCAACACUCCACAGAGCAGGAUGCAGAACGCUGCGAAGAGGAGCCCAGCGACCUACGGUCACUCUCAGAAGAAGCACAAGUGCUCAGUCUAUUACAGCAAACACAAACCCAGCGCGUCGGUCGCCAGCACUGCCAACCUGGCUGCCGAGGACAAACAGACGGCGAGCCUGGGCGGCUCCCUGGCUACCGCUAAAGAGGACGUGUGCACCGAUAUAAUGGGUGAGAACUGGACAAACCUCAAAUAUGCCAGCGGCAUCAACGUCAACCUUCAAAAGAAUUUAACCUUUCCCAAAAACUUACUGAACAAAGAGGAAAACACACUGAAAAACACAAUUGUUGUCAAUAACACUUCUUCGGAAUGUCAUACGAAGGAGGGAAUACAAACAUGUAUGUUUCCUAAGGAAACGGACAUUAAAAUUUCAGAAAACAUAGCUGAGCUCAAGGAGCGAGAACUCGGUCCUCUGAAGACCUCGAAGAAACUACCUGAAAACCAUUUGCCAAGAAACUCACCUCAGUACCAGUCAGACUUGCCAGAAGUUUCCAGGAGAAAUCACGGGAAUAACCAGCAAGUGCCUGUCAAGAAUGAAGUGGACAAUUGUGAAGCUUUGAAGAAGGUUGACACAAAGUCUUCUUCAGAAAAGAAGAUCCACAAAGCGUCGAAAGAAGACGUGUGUUCUGAGAAGCAGGACAUGCCUUCUGUCGAGCAAGAAGAUCCUGAUAGGAAGAAGAAGCUUCAGGAGAAAAAAGAAGGAAAUUUACAAAAUUUAAAUUGGAAUAAAAAUCGAACGUGUAGAAAAAACAAGAAAAGGGGUGCUGCCCAGGUCUUGAGGCCUUCUGAACAGAGUGAAUUAAAACUUGCGUGCAAUGAAUUUGAAAGACCUGAGCUGAGCCGUGACAUCGAUGUAAGAAACUGGUGUCCACAGGAGGCCCCUGGGGACAGGUGUAAAACAGACGCUGGCAUUGGAAGAUGCUUACCUGCCGCGAAGAGAGAGGCAGAGGGCUACUUCCAGAAGCCGGGGAAGAAGUGCGUGGAGAAGUCCUGCUCAGAUUCCAGCUCGGACUGCGGCAGCUCCUCGGGCAGCGUGCGUGCCAGCCGCGGCAGCUGGGGCAGCUGGAGCAGCAGCAGCUCCGAUGGGGACAAGAAGCCCGGGGGUGCCCCUCAGCACUUCCUGCCAGCCGGAGACAGUGUUUCACAGAACGACUUUCCUCCGGAAACGCCCAUCUCCUUGAACCUUUGCCAUAACAUCUGCAACCCCCCCGACGUGACGAGUCUCCCACAAUAUGCAGAACCUCCCUGUCCCAGCCUUCCUGCCGGGCCUGCAGGUGUUGAAGAAGAUAAAGGUCUGUACCCCCCUGGAGACCUGUGGCCCACGCAGCCCGUGUGUGUGACAAGCGGCUUCGACUGCGCCCUGGAGAACCCGGUGCCCGGAGUGGUGCAGGGACAGGCCCCCGUGCACAACAGCAGUUUCAUUGAUUGGAGUGCAACUUGCGAAGGCCAGUUCCCCAGUGUGUACUGUCCGUUGGAAUUGAACGAUUACAAUGCCUUUCCGGAAGAAAACAUGAAUUACCCCAAUGGCUUCCCGUGUCCUGCUGAAAUUCAGACAGACUUUAUUGAUCACAACUCGCAGUCUACCUGGAACACCCCGCCCAACAUGCCGACCGCCUGGGGACACCCUGGUCUCGUCAGCAAUCCGCCCUACCUCACAAGCACCCGAAGCUUAUCUCCAAUGUCUGGACUUUUUGGUUCCAUCUGGGCCCCGCAAAGCGAUGUGUAUGAAAAUUGCUGCCCCAUCAGCCCCACCACGGAACAUUCGACUCACAUGGAGAACCCGGCGGUCAUGUGCAAGGAAUACUACCCGGGGUUCAACCCGUUUCGUGCCUACAUGAACCUGGACAUAUGGACUACCACGGCCAAUAGGAACGCGAAUUUCCCACUGUCUAGGGACUCGAGCUACUGUGGGAAUGUGUGAGAAGCGUUUGAUUUUUAAACAAUGUGAAUAAAGAGGCUUGUGUUUUGA